CGAAGAUCUAUCAUGAGAGGGUUCGAUGCAAAUGCUGACCUUCGACUCCCAAUCUCCUUCUCACCAUCGCGCGUUUACCCUGUCGAUGAUGCACUCACAAAUCUCUCAUCAUCACACUGUUCAACCAUCCGCAACAUCCCUCACUCCUGGUGAUGAUUCGAAUCAUACAUGCGCUAAACGCACUCUUCCAAGAGCCCAUCUUCACCGCUUCAGAACUCGCACAGAUCGCUCAGCGACUGGACGCACUCGAGCUUGAUCUUGCGCGUGAAGACAAUCGAGAAGCCGGACCCAGUGGCACACACGAGCGACAUCCCUUUACGACUGCUGAUGACGACUAUGACAUGAUGCCUGAUAUCCCAGGAGCUAUGCCGAAUAGUCGCGCCAGCGGGAAGCAACGCGAGCGGACGGGCAGGACAGGCUACAAUGCAGACGACACUGGCUUCUUCAGCGUGACCGUCGUCGAUGAAGCGCUCAAAUGGAUGGGGCUCAGGUUGGUACGCUGGGCGUCUGACGAGAUGAAGGCGUACAAACACAAUCCAGGUGAUCAGGCUGCGUUCAUCCUCAAUUACCAGCAGCACUGGUUCGCCAUGCGACGUUUUGGGCCGCCAUCAUCCGAGCUAGGAGAACAAGGAGGAGCAAGUGCGAUAUGGUACAAUCUGAAUAGCUUCCUGCCAGCACCGGAGCGCAUCAGUGUGCUCUACCUGGACAUGCAGCUCCAACAAGCGCAACACGAGGGCUAUUCGAUCUUUACCGUCGUUUCUGACGAAGGUGAAACCCAUCAGACGACGCUACCCACCAGUCAGGCCGACAUUUAUGUUUUCACGCAUCCCGAGCUGGGUUUUGCACACGCGCCAGAAGACACCCAGCGACGGCCCACUCAGCGCCCCCUGCCGCAGCCGCCUAUCAUGAACAGCACGAACAACAAAUCUCGAUCGCGCACGACAGAUGAGGACGAGCCAUGGAAUCGACGUGCUGCUCAGCGAAGAAAGACAACCAAGCAUGUCGCGCGCAAAACGCAUAGCUCAGACGAAAGCAUCAUCGUGGUAGAUAGCUCGGAUGAGGAGAGCUCAAUUCCGCGUGCUGGCUCGAGCAAAACCGAGUCAGUCCUGACAGGUGCAGAAAGCGAAGAAGAGCAGAUCAGACUGGCUACUCAAGCUUCACUCGCCUUUUCAUCCGCUUCGUCCGACAUUGCUUCGAGCACGUCGACGCCUCAUUCGGCAGCUGAUGAUGCUGCCCUACGCAACCAAAUGGCCGCCGGUAGGAUCACUUCUGAAUCACCAGCACCAAAUUUGGCAGCACCAGUAGAGCAAGAAGAGGUGGAUGAGGAUGAUCUAGAAGAGAUAGAGCAACCCACCCCUGAUGAGAUCAGGCGACGGCGUCUCGCUCGUUUUGGAUAGUGUUGGCUACGACUGCAAUGCAUUGCCUCGUGACAGGAUGGCGAGCUACGCUGAGCUCAAGCCAGGCUGUUGCCUCAGUACUUUCGUCCUCUCGCCCUCGAGAACUUUCUGAAUC
Mixia osmundae IAM 14324 is the source of this 1512-nucleotide messenger RNA. RefSeq lists its product as uncharacterized. Gene Ontology annotation, cellular component: nucleus. The transcript is spliced from 3 exons. Gene Ontology annotation, molecular function: cysteine-type deubiquitinase activity. Bases 153 to 1397 code for a protein of 414 amino acids. The record is from RefSeq and is a predicted model, not a curated record. NCBI's taxonomy places the organism in Eukaryota, Fungi, Basidiomycota, Mixiomycetes, Mixiales, Mixiaceae. Gene Ontology annotation, biological process: protein deubiquitination.